GAAGUAAGGGUGGCUGUCGUGCCUGGCUGCUAAUUUCACGCACUUGUGAUCUGCUGUCACCAACACUCUCUCAUCCCCGCUCGUCUUCCAGCUACCAGGCAGACGGCACCUUUUCAUUAGGCACCUUCAGGGGUAGAUUCUAGGAGACCCUUUAAUUGCCCUCUUCACCUCGACUGUUUCUCCCUCCGUCCAUCAGUAUGUUCUUGAAAGCUUAUUUUUAACGGGGACUGAAAAGUUUUCCAGGAAUUCGCCUCCCAUCCCAGAGCAGCGAAAGCCCUGAAAAGCCCACCUGGAUCUCAAGUACCCCAAAACUUCACAAUGGACCUGAGCUACGUGGACCGACUUCAGGACUCCAUCCCACCCGAGGGGUGCAGCCAAGAUACUGCCAGCCACGAAGUCGAGCUGAACUUUUCCGACCUCUUUGACUAUGAUACUGUUUAUCCAGAUGCUGCAGAAGAAGACACGAAUCCUUCACAUAAAACCAUCAGCCCACCACCCGGAGUUGCGUAUUCUCAUGGCGAAUUAUUCAUCAAGUCAUACAGUACCCUGCCAUACCAUAGGGAUGCCAUGGGCACUUAUGAACAGACAGAUAGCUUAGGGUCCAAAUACUGCUUCGACCCUCUGAAGGCUGCUGGGGCUUCAGCUUUGAGUCCAAGGAUUGAGAUCACUCCAUCUCAUGAACUCAUUCAAUCAGGUGGUCGCAGCAGAGAAUCAGAUAUAUUUGUAGAAUUCCACUCAAACUCAGCGGCUACUAGUCCAAGGGUUACAUUGCCUGUCCCUGGGUUUGAGGGCUACAGAGAACCGCUUUGCUUGAGCCCUGCUAGCAGUGGUUCUUCCACCAGCUUCAUUUCAGAGACAAAUUUCUCUCCUUACACAUCACCAUGUGUCUCACCCAAUGGGCCUAAUGAUGACUUGUGUCCACAGUUUCAAAACAUCCAUACUCAUUAUUCUCCUAGAGCUUCUCCAAUAAUGUCACCACGAGAAAGCAUGACAGAGGACACCUUCCUGGGACCACAUUCUCCAUCGUCUCGCCCCAGAUCACGGUCAUCAUCCCCAGGCUCAAAAAGAAGGUCACCUUCUCCACAGCCUUCACCACAGGUCCAUUUACGGGACGAUAGCUCAAGCCUGGGUUUUUCUCACUCUUCCGCUUCAACACUUAUGGAUGCCAUGAAUAGCCUUGCUGCAGAUCAUUCAUGUGGUGUGCCACCGAAAAUAUGGAAAACUAGUCCAGAACCAUCUCCAGUGGCUUCCCAUAAGAAUCUGCCCUGCCAUAUUUACCAGCCUACGGAGUAUUUGGGCCCUUAUGAUAAGGAGGAGAGACCAAAUGCAGAUCCUGGACCAAUCCUACUGAUGCCACCUUCAUGGCCAAAGCAACUGGUUCCGGCCAUGCCCUACUACAGUAUUCCUGUCACCUCGCUUCCUCCUCUCGAGUGGCCCUUGCCAAAUCAGGCAGGGUCUUACGAGCUUCAAAUAGAAAUGCAGCCUAAGCCCCAUCAUCGUGCACACUAUGAGACAGAGGGGAGUCGGGGAGCUGUAAAGUCACCUAACGGGGGUCAUCCGGUGGUUCAGCUUAAUGGCUAUAUGGAAAAUAAGCCUUUGGGCCUUCAGAUCUUCAUUGGAACAGCAGAUGAACGAAUCCUGAAGCCUCAUGCUUUCUAUCAAGUGCACCGCAUCACCGGAAAGACCGUGACCACCACCAGCUAUGAGAAAAUCGUUGGCAACACCAAAGUCCUGGAGAUGCCUCUGGAACCCAAGACCAAUAUGAGGGCAAUAAUUGACUGCGCAGGGAUCCUGAAAUUAAAAAAUGCAGACAUCGAGCUGAGGAAAGGAGAGACUGACAUUGGCCGGAAGAACACAAGGGUGCGUUUAGUUUUCCGAGUCCACAUCCCAGAGGCAAAUGGUCGGAUUGUGUCCCUGCAAGUGGCUUCCAACCCUAUUGAAUGCUCCCAAAGAUCUGCUCAUGAGCUCCCCUUGGUGGAGAGGCAGGAUAUGCACAGUUGCCUGGUGUAUGGUGGGCAACAGAUGAUUCUCAGUGGCCAGAAUUUCACUGCUGAGUCCAAAGUUGUAUUCACAGAGAAGACUUCAGAUGGCCAACAGAUUUGGGAGAUGGAGGCUACAGUAGAUAAAGACAAAAGCCAACCGAGCAUGCUCUUUGUGGAAGUCCCUGAGUAUCGCAGCAAGCACAUCACAUCUCCUGUGAAGGUGAACUUCUAUGUCAUCAAUGGGAAAAGAAAACGUAGUCAGGCCCAGCAUUUCACCUAUCACCCAGUGCCAUCUAUCAAAACAGAGCCAAUUGAUGAGUACAGUUCCUCCAUUGUUGGAAACAACAUACACGGUGGCAUAGGAACAGUGCCGCAGGCCUACUUUUCUCAGCAUUCAAUGGCUAAUGAUGCACCUUCUUGCUUGGUGGCUAAUUUGGUGCCAUGUCAACAGACACGAGCAAGUCUUCCAUCCCCGGAAUCCCGGUAUCAUCAACAGAAUCCCUCGACUGUUAUGUACCAGAGAAGCAAAAGCUUGAGUCCAAGCCAACUCGGCUACCAUCAGUCACCACUGAUGGCCUCACAGAUUGCAAUACCCGAUGUAAUUCCUGAUGCCCACAGAUCUGUUCUUGUCCAUGCCGGUUCCCCUGUCCAGUCUGUGCUCCACUCUUCUGCCAAUCCACAGCCAUCUCCUGUAAUUCACUAUUCUCCAACCAACCAUCAGGUGAGGCGUGGAAGUCACCAGGACUUCCAGCACAUAAUGUGCUCCGAUCAUUUCGCAACUAGUCCUACGAGAUCCAGUCAGCCACAGGUCAGCCAAGCACAGAGAAUGAGCCCAAAUCCCUUUCCGAGUGUGAUCCAGCAACAGUCAAACAGCCCAAGAGCUUCAAAAAAUGGUCCUUCUGGACCAGAUGAGAAAGAAAUGGGCCCAGGCGGAGUGACGGUGAAACAGGAAGAGAAUUUGGACCAGGCUUACCUAGAUGAUGAGCUGAUAGAUACAAACCUUAGCUGGAUACAAAACAUAAUAUGAGGCAGAGGGACAGUGAUCUAAGAUGCAAGAAAUGACAGUACAAGUUAAUGAAAUAAUCAGGAAGGAGUUUUCAGGCUUCCCUGGCAGGAAUCAAACCUAGAAGGACUCCAGCACCUUUCACUGAACGCUUCCUCGGUGACCUUUCUGGUUCCAUCGCUUGCCCCUGACUGCCUUCUGUUUCCUCUCUGGCCGUUACCACGAUAAGAAACAAUAUACUGGCGCGCAACUCGCUUUUGGCGAUAUAUAGCGGCUCGGCCCGUUGCUUCUGUACACAUCAAAGGGGACUGUCUUCCUCUAUUCGCUCGUAGGACUAAUUGUUCUCUUAUAAUAAACCCAUAAUGAGGGCAAAAAUAAAUGGUGAGGACUGUACAGAAAAGGGGGUUCAUUAUGGAACCGUCAACCAUCGUCCUUUGAAAACUACAAGGGGGGGGGCUGAACAAUCUGAGGUUAUAAACAAUUGCAAAUGUCAAAUGAUAGGAAGUAACACAGGAUGCAGGCCGCAGCGGUUCGAUAUUCCGUAAUGUUUAAAUGAUUCCGUUCCCAAAUUUCACUUAUAUUCUGCAUCUUUCAAGUUCCUUUUUCUGCCAUUUUGUGCCACCCUAAAGAAAAGGGGGUGCUUUUUUUAGCUUUAUAACCUAGGGCCCCCGCUCUAGAACUAAUCUGACUUGUGAGUGUAUAGGAGACAUGCUGCCUCUGGGUUGUAACCAAAGAAACAGUAAGCCAUAUUAGUACAGAUAUUAAACAAUUAUUAACAUGCAUGUGCGGUGUCAGCAGUCGGUGCCAGAUACGGCAAAUCGGCCAUGAUGUGGUCAGACAUAGCAGCCAUUAACCCCGCUGCGAUACUCUGCCUUAUCAAGGGGCAGCUGCUUGGUAGGAAGCAUCAGAUGUUGUCCAACAAGAGCCUAACAAGUACCAUCUUGAAAAAAAAAAUGAUAAUGGGGGUUUUAUUCUCUUCUGACUCAACAGAGUAAAGAGAGAGAGGCGUGGCCUAUGUCACAAGCAGGAAAUAGAACCAAAGUGGAGGCCUGAAUACUGUUCAGUGCUGCAACCAGAUUAUCUGGCUGGAAUUUCUUAAGAGAGGUCCAAAGAUUUAUUAUUGUUUUCAAAGGAUAAACUAUGCAGAUCGGUAUAUUUUAUGUUUUGGAAGUAAAUAUUAAAAAAAAAAGUAGUCUCCAUAAUGCACCUUUAGUUGUAGCGCUCUCUGCUGCUACUGUUGUCCUGUUGCAUUUACGAGCACUUACCAUAAAGCAGCCGGGAGUGGCCCUGGUUUUCCCAUUGUAACUAGAGUUCUCAGGGGGAAUCUCCGAGAGCAGAUGUAAAUAGAAAGUGCGGAAAUAUGUUAUUUAUUAUGUCUAAUCAAAUGUUUAGAAUGAUAUAAAUGUAACUAAUUUGCUUGUUUUAUAGAGUAUAUAUAUAUAUAUAUAUAUAUAACUGGCUUUUGUAUAUUUGUGUGACAUACGAUGCUGUCUGUGAGAGGUGAACUGUUUUUCUUUUCAGGUGUAGUUUAUUGUGGGUUAAUCUGAUAGAGGUACCAAGGGCUGUUUCUUUUACAGACUGUAUCCUAUCAGUCCAUUUCCAAAAGAGGCUUUAAAGGAGAACUAAGACUUAAUUUUGACUCCCCAAAGUCAUGAUUUAUUUUCUAAAAAGUCAUAAUUGCUCUGUUUUUAUUAUAUGCUUUUACGUCCCAACCCCUGUUUGAGUUACAGACCCCUUGCCCCUCCCCUUGUAAGUUGCCAUGACAGUAUUCUAGUCCAACCCAGUGCUUGAGUCACAGACUCCCUCGGGACUACAUACUUAUGUCAGCUUACUGGGCAAGGGUCUUCUAAGUCAAACUCAAGCACUAGGACAGUAAGACUCACUAAUAUACAGUUCUGCUAAAAUAAAUUAAGCUUUAGUUCUUCUUUAAAUGCACCAGGGUGUAGAUUAACCCAGUUUGUCUAGAGAGUCCCUUAAGGAAUCAUUCCCAAAAUAUACAUUAUCAUCCGUUUAUCUGUAUCCCUACUGUAGAUUCUGGGUCCAUUUCCAUUGAGUAGGUCUUAUUUUCUAUAAGAAACCAAAGUUACUCUUCAAUAAUGUACAGAGAGAAGGGGGUGUCAGCCUUGAUAUAAGCACUAACAUAAAGCAUUUCCAUUAUAUCUGUAAAUGAUCUCUGGUAUAAACAAUAAAUAUAUAGUAUUGCCAUGCCUUGCUAUAGCUGAAGCCAGGCCUUGGCCUAAGGGGAUAUUAUAUGCAUAUACUCACCAACCAUAAGCCUAUAACAUACUGUACAGUCAGUAUUGCACAUUAAGCCUUAAUCCAUCCCAUACGCUGCUUCAUUUCAAUAUAUUCCUUGUACACAGACAGAGGGUAUAUAGCAUUUGCUCAUAAUAUAGUGAGAAGGCAAGGUUGUCUGACCCCGGGUAUCAACAUGUGCCACUUUUUACUCUCAUCAUUCCAGAACAAGUUCUAUAAAUCAGUUUCACACAGUAAUCAAUAUUAUGCAAAGGAGCUCAGCCACUGACAAUCAGUAUGAGGGUACAGCUUACUGUGUGCCCAGAACAUUCCUUCUCUGUAUAUUUGUAUUUAUACAUAUGGGAGGGAGGUGCCAUAUUGUUUCCCUUAGACAGUACAGUAU
Xenopus tropicalis (tropical clawed frog) is the source of this 5623-nucleotide messenger RNA. RefSeq names its product nuclear factor of activated T cells 2 (gene nfatc2). Bases 319 to 3009 code for a protein of 896 amino acids. The record is from RefSeq and is a predicted model, not a curated record. The transcript is spliced from 11 exons. Gene Ontology annotation, biological process: regulation of DNA-templated transcription. Gene Ontology annotation, cellular component: cytoplasm; nucleus. Lineage: Eukaryota; Metazoa; Chordata; Amphibia; Anura; Pipidae. Gene Ontology annotation, molecular function: DNA binding; DNA-binding transcription factor activity.